UUCAGACGCAGGCGGCGCGUGCGACCUUACAGACUGAUUAGUUUGUAUGAAGCUCAAGUGUUCAGCCACAGCAGUAUUGAUCCGUGCAUCGGGUCUGUAAACAGGAUUGUGAUUUGAUGACAUUCAUCAUUUAGCUGGUUAUUCGGCCUCGUACUGUGAAGAAGCAGGUUAGCGUCCAUCUGCAGUGGACAAUGAGAAAGCUCGCGUUGCUGUUGAUUGUGCUACUCGGCGUUGCACAUUUUGCAUCUGUCAGCAGGUGUGAAGAAGAUGUUGUGGCAGAGGGGGAGGCCGAAGAAGACAGUGAUGAUGAGGAUGAAGAAGAUGAAGACACGGAGGUGAAGGAGGAGAAUGGAGUUCUGGUACUGAAUGACAACAACUUUGACACGUUCAUGGAGGAUAAGGACACUGUGUUGGUGGAGUUUUAUGCUCCAUGGUGUGGCCAUUGCAAGCAGUUUGCUCCUGAGUAUGAAAAAAUUGCACAGACGUUGAAGGAGAAUGACCCGCCCAUUCCUGUGGCCAAAGUAGAUGCCACUGUGGCAACUGAUCUGGCCAGCCGGUUUGAGGUGUCAGGCUACCCCACUAUCAAGAUCCUGAAGAAGGGAGAGCCUGUGGAGUAUGACGGACCAAGAACAGAGACAGCUAUUGUUGAACGUGUCAAAGAGGUCGCUCAGCCUGGAUGGAAACCUCCACCUGAGGCAACACUGGUCCUCACCAAAGACAACUUUGACGACACUGUUAACAACGCAGACAUCAUCCUAGUAGAGUUUUAUGCCCCAUGGUGUGGACACUGUAAGCGCUUGGCUCCUGAAUAUGAAAAAGCUGCCCAGGAACUGAGCAAGCGCACACCCCCCAUUCCCCUUGCCAAAGUGGAUGCCACUGUGGAAAACGAGCUGGCAUCUCGUUUUGAUGUUACAGGAUAUCCCACGCUUAAGAUCUUCAGGAAGGGCAAGGCAUUUGAGUACAAUGGACCCAGAGAAAAAUAUGGCAUUGUUGACUACAUGAGCGAGCAGUCAGGUCCUCCAUCCAAGCAGGUUCAGGCCGUAAAGCAGGUUCAGGAGCUGAUUAAGGAUGGAGAUGAUGCUGUGAUUGUGGGCGUUUUCUCCAGUGAAGAUGAUGCAGCAUUUGAGAUCUACAAUGAGGCCUGUAAUGCAUUGAGGGAGGACUUCACUUUUAGACAUACCUUCAGCUCAGAAGUGGCCAAAAUGCUUAAAGCUUCUCCUGGUCAGAUUGUCAUUGCUCAUCCUGAGAAAUUUCGCUCAAAGUAUGAACCUGCCCAGCACACACUAACAAUGCAGGAUUCUACAUCAGUUUCAGAGGUGCAAGACUUCUUCAAAAAGCACAUUCUUCCUCUAGUAGGGCACAGGAAACCCAGCAAUGACGCUAAACGCUACACUAAAAGGCCACUGGUCAUUGUUUACUAUGGCAUAGACUUCAGCUUUGACUACAGAAAGGCCACACAGUUCUGGAGGUCUAAAGUGUUGGAGGUGGCCAAGGACUUCCCAGAGUACACGUUUGCCAUCGCUGAUGAGGAAGACUAUGCUGAGGAGCUGAAGAGCCUGGGUCUGAGCGAGAGUGGAGAGGAAGUUAAUGUUGGUAUUUUGGGUGAUGGAGGAAAGAAGUACGCCAUGGAGCCAGAGGAAAUGGACUCUGAUGUGCUGAGGGACUUUGUCAUGGCUUUCAAGAAAGGAAAGCUGAAGCCUAUUAUUAAAUCACAGCCAGUGCCGAAGAGCAACAAAGGACCAGUGAAAGUUGUGGUGGGGAAGACAUUUGAAGAGAUCGUAAUGGACCCCCAGAAGGAUGUCCUCAUUGAGUUUUAUGCUCCCUGGUGCGGACACUGCAAAAAGCUGGAGCCGGACUAUCUGACUCUGGGCAAGAAGUACAAGGGACAGAAGAACCUGGUUAUUGCCAAGAUGGACACCACAGCUAAUGACGUGCCAAAUGAAAAUUACAAAGUUGAGGGUUUCCCAACAAUAUACUUUGCUCCCAGCAAUGACAAGCAGAAUCCUGUCAAACUAGAAGGUGGAGACAGGACUGUUGAGGGACUCAGCAAGUUCAUAGAAAAGCACAGUACAAAGCUGGUGAAAGAUGAACUUUAAGGUAUCUCUGCAUGUAGUUAUGAACUCUUACUGUGCUCUGCAGAGUCACACAGCCUUUAAAAGGUGAAGGGAACACAGGUGUUACUGCGAUGACCACUGUCAUCAUUUUAGUUUCUGUUCAAUGUUCAUUCCAACAGAUUCAGCUUUCUGUUCAUAAAGGCAUGUAUGCACUGAAGUCUUUUUAAUAAAAUAGUGUGGCUGCUUUGGAGGCCAGCACUCAAAUCUUA
Molecule: messenger RNA, 2323 nt
Organism: Boleophthalmus pectinirostris (great blue-spotted mudskipper)
Lineage: Eukaryota; Metazoa; Chordata; Actinopteri; Gobiiformes; Gobiidae
Gene: pdia4
Product: protein disulfide isomerase family A, member 4
Exons: 10
Coding region: 192-2096 (634 amino acids)
Biological process (GO): protein folding; response to endoplasmic reticulum stress
Cellular component (GO): endoplasmic reticulum; cell surface; endoplasmic reticulum lumen
Molecular function (GO): protein disulfide isomerase activity
Source: RefSeq, a predicted model, not a curated record